Messenger RNA from Pectinophora gossypiella (pink bollworm), 687 nucleotides. RefSeq names its product BET1 homolog (gene Bet1). Lineage: Eukaryota; Metazoa; Arthropoda; Insecta; Lepidoptera; Gelechiidae. Gene Ontology annotation, cellular component: Golgi trans cisterna; SNARE complex. Gene Ontology annotation, biological process: endoplasmic reticulum to Golgi vesicle-mediated transport; vesicle fusion with Golgi apparatus. Gene Ontology annotation, molecular function: SNAP receptor activity. The coding region runs from base 236 to 574 and encodes 112 amino acids. The transcript has a single exon. The record is from RefSeq and is a predicted model, not a curated record.
AAAUUGACAGAAGUCAGAACAUCAACACAGCAAGUUUGGUUUUUAUGUUGUAUUUCUGUAAAUAUUAAAUUUAUAAAACCUCUAAUAACAAUUUGUAUAUUGUGUUAAUAAAUCGCUUGUAUAUAUUCACGGACUAGCUACUCAAAUAUAGCUCGACGUGGUAAACAAAGAAACUUGUGUUCUAAUAUAACUCAGAGGUAAACUAUUAUUCACCACCACGGCGGGACGAAGUAAUAUGCGACGAGCCCGAGAUGGCUACGGCUACCAGCCCCUACCAAGGGCUCCAACAGAAGAUGUUCUGGAGCGGGACAAUGAAAGAAUGGCUGAAGAACUUAGUGGGAAGAUAACCACACUCAAGCAUAUGUCAAUAGAGAUUGGCAAUGAAGUCAGAUUCCAAGACAAAAUACUACGUGGACUCGACGACGACGUAGACAGGAGUUCAGGCUUCCUUGGCAAAACCAUGGGCAGAGUGCUCAAACUGGGCAAAGGGAAUCACAACUAUUACAUAUUUUAUCUUUUUCUGUUUUCAAUCUUUGUUUUCUUUUUACUUUAUAUCAUAUUGAAAUUUAGGUGAUUGCAAAUUAUAAAAUUGUUUUUAUUUAAAAGCACACUAUGCUCCAUUCCCCUGUACUUGUUGAAUGUAAAGGUAUUUAUUAACUUUAUGUAAAUAAACAUAAUACUAUUUGA